This is a messenger RNA of Lineus longissimus, 2984 nucleotides long. Its product is annotated as LIM/homeobox protein Lhx9-like. The transcript is spliced from 6 exons. Gene Ontology annotation, biological process: neuron differentiation; regulation of transcription by RNA polymerase II. Bases 499 to 1731 code for a protein of 410 amino acids. The record is from RefSeq and is a predicted model, not a curated record. NCBI's taxonomy places the organism in Eukaryota, Metazoa, Nemertea, Pilidiophora, Heteronemertea, Lineidae. Gene Ontology annotation, cellular component: nucleus. Gene Ontology annotation, molecular function: DNA-binding transcription factor activity, RNA polymerase II-specific; RNA polymerase II transcription regulatory region sequence-specific DNA binding.
UCGUGUAGUAGGAUUGUUUGAGCCUUCACAAAGGAAUAUUAAAUAUCAAACACCGAAAAGUAGGAAGUGGAUGACGACUGUCAAACGUGUGUGCGCAUUUUGACGGACUCACGUUUCGUAUUCGGUGUUCAGGUUCGGAGACUUGGAACACUGGUGUUCGAAUGACUUUGUUAACCUUCUGAUGUUAUUUUGUCUAAAGGAUAUUUGACAGUUUGUCUAUCAGGUCGACAUUCUUGUUGACAUUGGACUCCAACACUCUGCUGAUCAGUGGAACACUGCAUUUCAGUGUUCGGACUUUGACCAAUCAACACUUAGAAACACUAGUGUUCGAGUUGUCAAUCGGAGAUAUCAUUUUCUGCGGGUAAUAACAUAAGCGGGGUCAAAACUAGUCAGUUUUUGGCUAGGGGUAAUUGGAUAUAACUUACGUUGGACCAUAGCAUCACGGUGUUGGGACUAGAGACUUGGACGUUAGCGGAUAACUCCGCGUUUGGAGCAGAUAUGGUCGAAAAGACCAUGAUGUCCUUGUGCGAGAGGGGAGUGGACGGGGCGGCGCAGCCCGACACCAUCGAAUGUCAAGGAAGGACUAUUCAUCUCUCACCGGCCAUGCCGAUUAAGCCCGAAGAAUUCCAUAGUUUCAUACAGGACGGGCCCCAUCAAUUCACGAACUGGUUACCGUAUCUUUCGCCUUCCUUACAGACCAUGCCAAUAAACCUUGAAGACAACCCCAGCAUAUGCGCCGGGUGCUCAGGAAAGAUCGUGGACCGCUAUUACCUCCUCGCUGUGGACAAGCAGUGGCACACCCAGUGUCUCAAAUGCUCCGAAUGCGAACUGAGGCUCGACGCGGACUUGACGUGUUUUGCCAAGGAUGGGCAUAUUUACUGUAAAGAAGACUAUUAUAGGCGGUUCGCUGUCAAGACAUGUUCGCGAUGUCAUCGAGGAAUCUCUUCAAACGAACUCGUAAUGCGCGCAAAAGACUCAGUUUAUCACAUAAGUUGUUUCACAUGUGCUUCGUGUAACAAGUCCCUAACACCGGGAGAACAAUUCGGAAUGAGAGACAACAUGGUGUACUGUCGGGCACAUUACGAACUUAUCAUGCAAGGUGAUUUCAUGCCAUGUUUAUCGCCAAGUCUCAAUGGACCAGUGACUUAUUAUAACGGAGUAGGCGCCGUGCAAAAGGGGAGGCCAAGAAAACGGAAGAGCCCGGAACCGGAAACAUGUCUAGGAUUAGGUCUCCACGGACAAGAGAACCUCGACGGCGACAUGAUGGACCGGGACGGGUACGGCGGCCAAGCUCCGCGCCAGAAACGCAUGCGCACAUCAUUCAAACAUCAUCAACUUAGAACAAUGAAAUCUUACUUUGCUUUGAACCAUAAUCCGGACGCUAAGGAUCUCAAACAGUUAGCAUCGAAGACUGGCUUGACGAAAAGAGUACUGCAGGUUUGGUUCCAAAACGCCCGGGCAAAAUACCGCCGAAACUUGCUGCGCCAGGAGUCUGGAGACGGCCGCGGACUCUCAACGGACGGCGACAAAGACGGCGACGACGGGCAGACCUCACUGACUGAACUCACCAACGCUGGCUCGCCUGGGCUAUCCGAUAUCAGCUCCACCCCAUCACUCUCGGAUCUCGGAACAGCCUCCGUUGAUGGAGACAUCGGGGAUAUGGGAAGUGUGCACAAUGGCGAAAAUUCACUCACAGAUUUGUUUAGCAGUAGUAUCAACAGUAUUAAUUGAAUAACAUUUUUGACGUGCAUACCACGUGAUGUUAAACCAAUAUAUAAACUGAUGCGUUCUGUCUGGAUAGUGAUAAUCGUGGUCACUGUUGGCAGAUGAAGGGAUCGGUUGUUCCCAAUUCCGUACCUCGGAGCCUCUGGUCUCAGAGUAUCUGCAACGAAAUUUGUUGAAGUGUUUUGAAUUCAGGCUUCUUCUUUGAAGGAAGCUUGCAACUAAAUGAGACAUGCAGAAAAACAUAAGGAAGUACAGCUGAUUAAAAACUCGAGUUCGAAGAAAGUGCUGACGUCGUCUCCUCAUUUACGCUCAGUACAUGUUGUUCGGAGUUCAUCUGAUGUAGAACCUCACUGACCAUACUUCCUCAGUGGAAAUAAACUUUCAUAUACAUGUAUUUGUUCUUUCAAAAUAGUCGUUAAACCUCUCAAAUAGAAAGUGUUAACAAGGCGAUUUGUUCCUCAACGGAUUAUGUCUCGUUUUAGAGAUGCGUCUCCUGAACAUACAACCAGUCAUUGAUGUUUCUAUUUCGUACCCUUUAUCCUUGAGAAGACAAUGUUAAUGUAUUUGCAAUUCCUGGACGGUGUAUUAUCAUGGAUUGUUUUAUGAAACUGCAGCAAUGAUUUUUCUCAUCUAACUAUUUGUGUAAACUGCGACUGGUGGCGACCCGGCCUGCGUGCCGGAUAAGUUGUCUUUUCCGACACUUGCCCCGUACUUUGUUGCACUGCGUUUUCGCGACACAUCAUUGACGGGAACCUAACGGCAGAUAGGGAACCCCCCUCAUACUUCUUUAUACGCAUGCAACCCAGAGAGCACUCUACUCUGCGGGAAGUCUCGGGCAGGCUUCAUGUGAUGAUGGAAAAAAUGAAGACUCUGCACUUAUUUGAGAUUCUCUGGUUUAAGAAUCUAAUGUUAGAUAGCCGUAAUUUGCUGUUGUGGCAUCAUUUAAGUGGUUAUUGUCUCAGCGUUUUUCUAUGUGCUGUAGAUACGAUUUUGAUAACUCCAGGAGACUAUAUUUUGUGAAGUUAUCAGGCACUAGCAGAUAAUAAUUUCGGGACAUUUUUAAUGGCAAGUCUCAUUUUUUGCAUCCAAAUCAAAGUAGUCCUGGUUUAUUCUUCGUUAAAUGUUACUGUCUUGGUAAAAUUUUCUCAUGGUAUAAGUCCAACAGGCUUAAGAUAUCGCUAUGACUAAACUGUUUUGGAAUUGAGACCGAGAAUGGUCAACAUUGCACUUUAAAUCAUGUAAAUAACUAAUGAUAAAAG